AUGGCAAGAGUAUGGUUUGGAACGCUCUGGACGGGAUCAAUUGAUAGCUUUGAAGAGUUAGCCAGGCAAUUCUUAACACAAUUUAUGCCCAACAGGAGGCGUAGGUGCCCAGUGGCACACCUCUUGACUGUCAAACAAAGGGAAGAUAAGAGCCUAAAGACAUACCUCACCCACUUUAAUAAAGAAAGGUUAACGACAGAUAACCAAGAUGAGAAGAUAACUCUAGCCGCCCUGUUAGGUGAGAUCUGGCCACGCAAUCCGUUCAUGGCUGAAUUGGAUAGAAAGACCCCCUCUACCCUGAGAGAGUUCUUGGAUAGGGCGGAUGACUUCGUCAACCCUGAAAAUACAUUAAAGGGUCUUGUAGAGCUAAUGAAAGGGGAGUUGAAGGCGAAACACAAGGGUAGUUUGGGAGACAAGAAAGUUGCACCGAACCACUAA
Juglans microcarpa x Juglans regia is the source of this 438-nucleotide messenger RNA. RefSeq lists its product as uncharacterized. The record is from RefSeq and is a predicted model, not a curated record. Bases 1 to 438 code for a protein of 145 amino acids. NCBI's taxonomy places the organism in Eukaryota, Viridiplantae, Streptophyta, Magnoliopsida, Fagales, Juglandaceae. The transcript has a single exon.